Molecule: messenger RNA, 423 nt
Organism: Medicago truncatula (barrel medic)
Lineage: Eukaryota; Viridiplantae; Streptophyta; Magnoliopsida; Fabales; Fabaceae
Product: UPF0481 protein At3g47200
Exons: 1
Coding region: 16-423 (135 amino acids)
Source: RefSeq, a predicted model, not a curated record
UUAAUAGCAUAUGAGAUGUGUCCGGAUGUUCGCUACAACUAUGAAUGUUGCUCAUUCUUUACCUUCAUGGAUUCAUUGGUUGACAACGCCGAGGAUGUGAAGGAGCUUAGAUUAGCUGGUGUAUUUCAAAACUUGCUUGGAAGUGACGAAGAAUUGGCAAAGCUCUUCAAUGAUUUGGGUGACGAUUUGCCAACAAAAAUGUAUUGCAACAAUUCCUACACAAAUGCAGUGGCUUAUAGCAGGAAAUAUCUUCUCAUCAAGAUUCAAAUUGAAAAACAUUACACAAACAAAUGGAAGACAUGGUUGGCUCAAGCUUACAAUACUCAUUUCAAUACACCAUGGGCUAUGAUUGCCUUUUUAGCUGCAAUGCUAGCAUUGGUUCUUACUUUUAUCCAAACUUGGUGUGCUAUCUAUCCUAAGUAA